This is a messenger RNA of Sipha flava (yellow sugarcane aphid), 4565 nucleotides long. RefSeq lists its product as uncharacterized. NCBI's taxonomy places the organism in Eukaryota, Metazoa, Arthropoda, Insecta, Hemiptera, Aphididae. The record is from RefSeq and is a predicted model, not a curated record. Bases 1685 to 3058 code for a protein of 457 amino acids. Gene Ontology annotation, molecular function: nucleic acid binding; zinc ion binding. The transcript has 3 exons.
ACAUUUUUUGGCUAUUUUUUGGAGCAUAUUUUAAGUUGAGUUAAGGUUUUAAGUGCAUUUAAAUCCAGACCCUAAAGGUACGGCCACACUGCACGCGAUUUGCGAUACGAGCGAUUAGGCGAGCGAUAUUGUCCAGCGAUUUUUACGAUUUUGGUGUGACCACUUCCGCGUUUUUAUUGCUAUAUCAAAGUAGGUUGUUACAUAUAAUCACUAGCUGUUUGUCACCAGUCGUCGAGAUGACUUCAUACAAAUCAAAUCGUAAACGUAAAAUACUUUUAUCUGAAAAUUGUGCUUCAUUAGAAGCUAAAGUUGACUUAUUUAAACAACGAUUAUGGGUGCAUGAAAUAAAUAAACAUCGAGAAACCGAAGGUGAAUUUCACACUCUUUUUAAUAAACUUCAAAAGCACCCGGAUAAAUUUUUUUGAAUACUGUCGUAUGGACGGAAACACUUCCAAAUCGGUUCUUUCAUGAAAAUUGUUGACGCCAACUUUUCCGACUGGACGGACAUGGUGAUUGAAUAACGAUUACAAAGCGAUUAAUCGCAAAGAAACAAACUAUUUUGAUUUUGACGCGAUAGACGCGAUUUAUCGCAAAACGCAAAUCCCACAACGCGCUGUAUGUCAUAGCGAUUCUGUAGUUUUGAAAAAAUCGCUAAAUCGCUAAAUAAAUCGCUCGCGUCGCAAAUCGCGUGCAGUGUGGCCGUACCUUAAUAAUAAGAUAUGAGAUGUUUUUUUUUUUUUUUGUAUUUCUGGGUUGUAUUUUUUUUAUUGCUGUUAAUAAAAACACAAUGAGCUAUAUUGACGAUUCGGACGACAUAUUGUGACGUAUAUAUUUAUAAUUAUAAUUUAUUUAUUUUAUUAUACGUAGAGUAGUUUAUACGUGGUGAAACAAAAAAAUUGUUGAUAUACGUUACGUGAAAAUUCAAACGCGAUAACAUGAAUAAUAAAUAUGAUAAAAGUUUCUCUGACUAUUAUUAGUCCCCGUCGGAAUCAGCGGACUGUUUUGAUUGUCAACAACCAAUAAAACUAGUUUAAUGACGUGUUGGAACAACGUGUCUGAUAGUUUGAGUUUUGCGUUCAGGGUGUGUCUAUUGGUAUUGAUUUUAUUUUUGUACAGAACACGCCUAGUGCGCAUAUGCGAAGUGCUCCGGAGCAUCGCUGGGACGCGAUCCCCCCUUCGAACCCGUGAACUACCACCGCUACCACCCCUGCUUCUACUACCACUAUUACUAACUGUCGUGUUAGACUGUUACGGCUCUGAGACACAACUUGAUUCGAAAUCGUAUUCAGACGUUUAUUAAUUUUUGUUAAAUACACGUUUCACGGCGUUAGUCUCGAACUCAUAUAGCGUUAUUUGUCGAGUAUUAUCGUGAUAACAUUAUUAUUCUGUAUAAUCGUGAGAUUUUGUCACGGAGAGUCGAGUCCACUAUCGACACUUGGCGAUCUGCGUUGGACAAUCGGAACGCGUCGAACCUACAGUUUCAGAAGUGGAAUAGAACUAAGGUCGCCAUACAUUUAUAAGGCGAAACCAGGACAACACAAACACAAUAUUGAGGUUGUCGAAAUCAACAACUUGGUGUUACCAAACGAUAGGGCGGAGGUAACUCUGGUAAGCCGAACGACGCUUGGUUAAUCGAGCGAACUAUAGUUGAGUUUUCGAACAGACCUCAGUACGUCAAAAAAAAAUGGACUCGAAUAACGGAGAUUAUACACGAUCCCGUCGUAACGCGAAUGGAAACAACAACGACAAUAACACUAACGACAAAGGACAUGAGCACGAAUCGAGUGAUGCACAGGAAGAACACGUCAACGUGCAGAAUGGGCCGAAUGAAAGCAACACGGAUAACGCUAUCGAAUUCACACUCCUUAAUUUUUUGAUGACGAUAAACUCUAUGCUAAUGAUGGAGUCGAAGUCGCUAGCUAAUAAAACGUCAAACGGCACGAUGAUUGCCCCGAACUUAAAUAAGUUGAUACCAGGUUUUGAUGGGUUAACAAGGGGCGCGCCAGCUGAAACCUGGUUGCGGACGGUGAACGAUGUGGCGAAAUCACAUCAAUUGUCAGACAACUGUAAAUUACAACUAGUACGUGCCAAUUUAAAGGGUUUUGCCCAUCACUGGUUCAAGUCGAGAAAUAUCGAAGACUGGGCCGAUUUCGAAAAUCGAUUUCGUAAAACGUUUAUCGGCAUUGUGAUGUCAGGCGAUCGCUGGAAUAAAAUGUAUCACCGAAUGCAGCCGAGUACUGAGAAUACACGCCAAUAUUUUAAGCACAAAAUGUAUCUAUGCAAACAAUUAGGCUUACCUUUUUACGAAUCGAAAAUACAUUUAUUGGAAGGUCUAUAUUCGCAUGACUUGGCUAUGUAUUUAUUAUAUCGUGACCAUAGAGGCGAAAGCCAUUUAUUAAGCGACAUACUCGAUUAUGAACAGUUAAAUACAUCACGUUCGAUGCGUUCUCGUCAGUCGUCAACCACUAUUAAAGACAACAAUUUAUAUAAGCCGACACCACUACAGCAGAAUGAUGCGCCGCCGUCUAAAACAACGAAUAAAGAAAGUAUGGGAAACUCGACUACAGAUUACAAGGGAAAACCAACAAGACAAAAAGUCCGAUCGUGUUUUAAUUGCGGCUCGAAAACCCAUAUUUCGCCGCAAUGUCCUAAACCAAAAAAAGGAAAAGGCGCAUGUUAUGAAUGUGGUUCGACGUUACAUCAAAUAAGAGAAUGUCCCAAACGUACGAGACAAAAUCCCGACGCGGCAAAUGACAGUGUUCAUAACCUGAAGACAUUUAAGGUACAGUGUUACAUAAAUAUUUCUCUUGCUAAUGAUGAAAAUGUCAAAGUUAAAUUUAUUGGGAUAAUUAACCCAAAUAGUCCUAUCAGUCUUCUGCAGCGUCAGUUUAUUCCUAAUAACUAUACAUUAAUUAAACCUGUAUGUAAUAAUAAUUUCUGUGGAAUUGACGGAUCUAAGUUUAAUAUUUUAGGUAUUUUCAGAUCUAAUAUAACAAUCGGUAACAUUGAUACGGACUUUACAUUUUUUAUUAUACCGAAUAGCAAAAAAAAUGCCUGAUGCUAUUUUGGGCAGGGAUCUUCUGCUUAAACCAGGAAUUAAAAUCGAAUUUUUGAACGAAAAAGAGAAUAUUAUUAAUUAAUAACCAAUUAAAAGUACCAUGAGAAUUUCAAAUUACUUUUAUAGUAUGUAUACAUACUUUUUUCCAAUUUCUGAAUCCUUUUUGAACAAAAGUAUCAUCAACAGAGUGAGUGUGUAGAAAAAUUUGCGACAAGUAUAACAGAUAAUCACAUCCUUUUCGAUAUUGUACUCGAACCAGUCGAAAUAUUCAUACCAAGUUGUGGCAGAAAAAGCUCUAUUUUGGUUACCAAACUUGACUUUGGAUAUAUCUAUCAUAAAACAAUGAACACAAUAAUAAUUAAAUAAUAAUCAUACAUCUACAUUUUAUAGUUUAGAAAUGUAAAAUAAAAAUAUAGGAUAUUGUAUAAUUUUUUGUUUAACUGAAAUUAUAAAUUACUUGUAAUAUUGGGUAAAUUGGAUCGAGUUGAAAAAUCUCCCAAAUCAGUAGGCAUAUAAUACAUUUCUUUGUUUGGUUGAAAUAUUAUUAUAAAUACUAAAAAUACAAACUAAAAUAUUUUAAUAAUAUCUAAAAACAUACAUUUAAGUUUAAUUGAACCAUAUCACAUACCGCAGAAUAAUAAUAUAAUGUCUAUACGUCAUAUAAUAAAUACCCACUCUCUCGAAGGUCCUGCAUUAAUUCUUAUAAAAAAAAAAAUUGACAUUUUUUUUUAUAAUAUUCGUUUAUUAUAUUACGAUUAUGUUGUUUUCAUUUUUGCAUGUUCAUGGUAUAAUAUUUAAUUUACUAUUAUAUUUGUAUAUUGUUUAAUUAUGUAUUAUUCUUUAAAUGUAAAUUGUUCGAGCCGAACAAAUGUCUCACUUUGUAAAUUCUUAUUUUUAUUUUUUUUUACGAUGUGGUAAAUACGGGCAAUAUCGGCCGGUGGUUAACUUUUCGAUAUUUGGAUAUACGUCACGAACCCAUCAUUAUUGUUAUAUUAUUAUUAUUGUAUGCCAUUGUAAAGUUUUGUAAAAUAAUGUAGUAUUUCAAGUAAGCAAUUCAAAUAUCAAACUAAAAUAAAAGUAUAUUCGUGUAGCAAUAGAAAAUAAGUUAUCAUAACAAUUUAGUAUAUAAAAGUUUAAUUGUAAAACAACAUUUUUGUAAUAAUUUAUUUAAAUUAGCGUGUAAGUAAUAAUAUGUAUAAUUAGGUUAUUAAGUUAAAUUAAGCUAAAUGUAUAUAAGACUAAAGAAUAAAGACUAAUAAUGAAGACUAACGAAUAAAGAAGGUCUUCUAUGGUGGUCGUGUGACUCGACCACUAUAGGAAACAUGUGCAUUUUAUUAAGUAUUAACUUAAUUCGAGUUGUGUAGUUGUGUCUAUAUAUAUGAUCGGUAUUUAAACUAGUGGCUCGUAACUAGGGCCAGAUUUAGGGGAGGCCCGGGGACCCCGGGCCCCGAGCCUCCACUAAAUGUGUUUUUUUUGCAUCCAAGUAUUAAACACAAUAUAACAUUUG